Molecule: messenger RNA, 1887 nt
Organism: Cyclocybe aegerita
Lineage: Eukaryota; Fungi; Basidiomycota; Agaricomycetes; Agaricales; Hemipholiotaceae
Source: the annotation of a GenBank genome assembly
AUGUAUCUUCAUGAGGUCGAUGAUCUCCUGGACCUGUUACCUCUUCUUCUCUUUUCACCACGUCCCCCUGCUGACAUGCGGAACCAACGAAAGCGCAAGCGCGACGCGGCAAGGCUACCGCGUAUCUCCUACGAUGCUGCGACGAGAACUUUUGACCGGUUAUUUAAAGAAGACAGUCUAGAGGGGAUGAAGCAGGUUGUCAGGCGGAAACUCGGUGUCCCUCAUCACGUCCCAGUGUACCUCUCUCAAAUGCGUGAGGGAAAAUCUGUCGAUCUAGAAGAUGAUGACGACUUUGAGGCUUUUAAAUCUGCCGCUUAUUCCGCCUCCGUGAUGGCGGUUCAGGUCACCCUGGGAGGCAACGAGGACGAGUCGGGUUCCAACGACAAGGCUGGACAAUCCUCUUCAUUGUCAAGAUGUUCAAACCUCGCCUCUGUCGUCCGACCUUCUGCUAUAGGAUCUUCCGUUAAACUGGGAAGUGAUCGACCUUUAGGAGUAUUUCACACCAAGUUUUGGGGUACGAGCAUGGAGGAGGAGAGGAAGGCAUGGUCUAAGGCAGAGGGUCAAGUUCCAUGGAACGAGUCGGAAAUGGAUCUGGACGACGACGGAGAGGCGGAUAUUAUUUCUGGGUGCUAUCCUCUCAUUAUCAACAUCAAGGGCAUCAAACCAUCUUCUCUCUGGGUCCGUGCUGAGUACAUUCGCAUUUUCGACGCUUGCGUGCGGAUUUGCCAAGAGGGGACUGGUCGCCGAAUCACGAUGAAACCCCCAAGUUUUGUCAUUACGGGCCAACCUGGGAUCGACAGUAUCACCCUCUUUGUGGAAGAAGGUGCUUAUGAAUUGCCUGCCACCUGGAGACAACGGGACUUUUUCCCCGACGACCCUCUCUGGGUGUUCAUCGACGCGGAAAGUGACUCCGCCACCUUAUCGAAGCUCUUUACUGUCGGCACGAAAAUGGCCAUCUUCUUUACUACUUCCCCAGACGAGGAACGGUGGCACCGAUUUAACAAGACCACAUCACGUAACCUGCUUGUCAUGAAUCCCUGGGGUAAAGAGGAGAUGAAACAAGCUGCACACCUCUAUGGCCUCUCCGAGGACAUUGUCCUUGAGAAGUACGAUUGUUUAGGUCCUAUCCCUCGUUUGUGCAUUGAUUUUAGUGCCACACAAUUAUCCACGUACGAGAGCAUGCCCAGGACCACUUUGAACAGCAUCACCAUAGAGAGUGAUGAACCCCGCGUCGCACUCGCUCUUUUUGGUCUCGCGCAAAGGACAACAGUUCCAUACUCACCUGGUCGCUCCAAUCUCUCCGCACAUCCAGACGAGACUCGCCAACCAACUUCGCAGCUGCCACAGUCGAGGGAGGCCGCAGGUGUCUUCUUUGAGGUGGCCGCCCAGACCCUCUUUGCACAAACCAUAGAGUUGACCCUUUUGCCGAUGGUAAAGCUGGACUCCCGUGGUGAGAAGAACUUGCUCCACUGGUAUUCUAGCCACAUUCCCCUCACCGACCAAGAACUGGAACAGCAACGUACUCAGGUGGUAGCUGAGGAACUCCACAUUACACCGAGUCGGACGAUCGAGUACCCGGAGACGGGGUUGGAUUCCAUCCUCUCCGACGUCUACUACGUCCCUCAGCGACCGAAUGAAGAUGUCGUCGACUCCUUUAUCCUUUCAGAUGGGAAACUCUUCCUAUUCCAAUGCAGCACUGCAAGCCGCCGUUCGAUCAAAUCCAGAAUCACCCUGCUUGCCGCUAGAUGUCGAUUUCCACCGCAGAAGGAUUGGCGCCUCGUGUUCGUAAUUCCACCCAAACAAGCCCUGACUGUUCCUCAGGAGCCGGCUGUGGAGAAAGCUGCGUUAUUUACUGCUGUAGUCGAUAUUAAUCGCAUCAGCCUUUGA